AUGUCAGAGCCGUUCCUUAUCAAGCAUAUGUCCAGCGGGAGAUUCUUCCAUCCAGAGAGCGGAAAGAAUAACCCACGCGACAAUACAGAAAUUGUUUUGCAUAGCGACAUCCAUGCGCACAUGCGCUGGAAAUUUGUGCGCGUGCACGACAAUUGGGGAUACAUUCAGCACGUGGCAAGUGGCAAGAUCAUUCAUCCGCUGGGAGGUAGUUUGUGUUCUGGGAACGAAACAGGACUCGUACUGCACAAUGACCGCCAUCAGGGAGCGCCGUUUUCCCUCGACGCUUGCAACCAUCACGUGAUCCACAAGGGAGGAAAGUUUGCACACCCACAAGGCGGCAGUCCUUGCGCGGGCGAUGGUACAAAAGUGGUCCUUCACAGCGAUGUCACCCGAUACGACUCGAGUUAG
Molecule: messenger RNA, 408 nt
Organism: Dreissena polymorpha
Lineage: Eukaryota; Metazoa; Mollusca; Bivalvia; Myida; Dreissenidae
Product: galactose-binding lectin-like
Exons: 2
Coding region: 1-408 (135 amino acids)
Source: RefSeq, a predicted model, not a curated record